Messenger RNA from Chilo suppressalis (striped riceborer), 11047 nucleotides. The record is from the annotation of a GenBank genome assembly. Lineage: Eukaryota; Metazoa; Arthropoda; Insecta; Lepidoptera; Crambidae.
GCAGAAGUGAAAAAUUGAAUAUUAACGUUGUGCAUUUUUGAUAUUUUGGAAUGGUUAGGGAAUAAUUUUGCAAUUGCGAAUUGCUUUAAUUAUCAGUAUAAAAGUAAUAUCAUGUAUGUGGUACAAUACAAUAUUUGUUUAUUGCACUAUCGUACACAAACAUGACAAUUUAUAUUACAUUAAAAGAGUUUAUCUCUCAGAAUAAUCAUGAAUCACGUUUAAGCGCACUUAGCGACAUCUAUUGUAAAGAAAUCAACUUACAUGAAUUACAUUUAAGCGCACCUAGCGACAUCUACUGUAAAAAAAUGCAUUUUCUUCGCAAUAAAGCUGCCACGUGGACGUCCUACAUAGAGACUUAUUAUUAUAAUACGGUAAAAUAAAAAAAUGGAUGCGUGUAACUUAUGUACGCGCGUGAGAAGUUAUACUUCUUUAGCAUCAUUAAAAAUAUUUUUUAAUUGCAUGCAAAUAAUUAAUAAUUACAAUAAAAUAAUAAAAGGACUGGAAAAGAAUAGUUAACACAGUCAAUUAAGUUCAGUUUUAAUUUGAAAAAUUAAAUAAAUAUUCAAUUAAAAUCACUACUGAAUUUAAGUUAUUAGUCCAUAUGUAAUUAGCACUUGUAAGUAACUAAAACACGUUGUGUCUAUAUAGAAACUAGAAACAUGUGGAUAAAUAUUAUAAAUAUGAAAACAGUGAUCAGAGGCGACGAGCGUGCCAACAUUGUUUUUGACAACUCGAUCAUCUGAUGGAGCUCCGUGGACCGUUCAAAGUACCUUUCGAACAGAUGUCUAUUAGACACUAACAUUCAUAACGCGCCCGCGGCCAACUUCAUGGUGUUACUAUUGUGUUACAGUGAUGCGCGCGCAUCUCGAAAUUUCACUCACAUGAUUUUUUCAUAACGCGCCCGCGGCCAACUUCAUGCUGUUACUUUUGGGUUACAGUGAUGCGCGCGCAUCUAAAAAUUUCACUCUCAUCAUUUUUUCAUAACGCGCCUAAAGAAGUAUAACUCCAAUAUUACUAUGUUUCGUCCAAUAUAUUGAAAGUCAACAACCUUUCCAAUUUGAUUGUGUGUCAUGAUGCGAUCAGUCCAAGUGUUUAACCUGACGCGAGUUUAACAUUUUUUACCCAUAAAAAAAAGUGUACAACGCCGCUGAAGAAGUUUUCACUCCAAAAAUGACGAUGACGCUACUUUUCAUUUACAACGAGUUAAGGUCUAAAGAAAAGUUUACUAGAAAAAAAAAUCACGCGGACCAGGCAGCAGACGGGACUCGAACCCGCACCCUUCGCAAUCCGGGCGAAUGCACUGACCAUUAAGCUACCACGGCCCUAUUGGCCGCGUCGAAAUUUUCCUAGCCUUAACCUGCAAGGCAGCGCCAUCUCUUCGCAUUGUAGGUAACCCACAAUAACACAAAACAUAACGAGUUAAGGUUUUUUUUUUGAGAUAGAAAAAACUUUGAUCCUCGUUUCUGUAAAGUUACUAAAGUGACGUUUAAGCGAGUUUGCUUCUCCACUGUCGACAUGCUGUGUAUGAAUCAAGUUAAGAUUUCAUAAUAAUACUUAGUUUCAUUCAUGCUUCCUUGGUACAGUCGCACCCACUAUUGUUAAGAAAAGUUACGGAAUGUGUUCUCGCUCCUACAAUUCAAUUUACAGUGCUACCAAGAUUUUGUGGCGCGUGGCAGAAAACGGUACUAAUUUUAGGAAGGUAUAAACAAGCCUUUUAUUUAUAGAGGAAGGUGUAUAAGCCUUAUUUAUUUCCUGUUACUCUUUCCAAGUUAUAGUUGAUGUUGCAGGUCAUUAAAUAAUUAGUUAUAGGUAGCAAUGGUGUCGAACCGGGCAUGAUUCUCUAAAGCUAAACUUAAAUUUGACCAACAGUGUAUCUUUGUCAUCCUCUAUACUGAAUGAAAAUGACAGACUGAUGUUAAAUUUAGUUUGAAGUUUCGAGAAUCCUGCCUGAAUCGACACCAAUAUAUAUAAGUACUAGCUGACUCGGCGAACUUCGUACCGCCCAAAAGUAAUAAUUUGCAAUAAAUUAAAAUUGCGACUAUAAUUUGAGAUUUAAACUAUCCUAUCUCUCAAGUUGGAUCGAACUGCACAUGGUGUGCGAAUUUUAUUAUAAUCGGUUCAGUGGUUUAGGAGUCCAUUGAGGACAAAGCCUUACUGGAGUUUGAUUAUUAAAACUGGCCCUAAGUGAUUAUGUGCACGACUGUAUCUACCGGAUAACUGAGUAUAAAUUCAAAGUAAAUAUGUUUAUGAAGCCUUUUUGCUAUACGGGCUCGAUCUAGAUACAUUCUGGGAAAAAAAUUGAGAACCGCUAUCUAAUAUUGUUUAUUUCCUGUUUAUGGAUUCAAAUAACUUUAUGAAAAACUUCAGUUAUUAUUAUUAGAUCCGUUUUGUGUGUUGUUCAUGUUAUCUUUGAUAUUUUCAUCUUUUACCAUGGAUGGCUAUCCCCAUAAAUAUAUUUUGAGCGAUGAACAACGCAAAUUCUAUGAGGACAAUGGCUACCUCGUUAUCAAAGGAUUGAUAGAUAUGUACACCCUCAUAAAACUGAGGAAUAGAUUUCACGAUAUCUGCAACAAUACUGUACCCAGAGGACUAGUGGCUGUUGUCAGAGACAAAGAACUGGUAGAUAAGCAACUCAAGCCUGAAGAUUAUGUUAAUAAGUUGAACUUCUGUAAUUUCGACCCUGUAUUUUCCGAAUACAUUGAUCACCCGCGAUUGGUGCACGUGGUGUCGCAGAUCAUUGGGGAUGGGAUUAGCGUUCAAAACAGCAUGAUGAUCAACAAACCACCCGGCAGCAAGUGGCAUCCGCCGCAUCAGGACGCGUUCUACUUAGGCAUACAGCCAUACGACCGUUUGGUGACCUCGUGGACGGCCAUAGACCCGGUUUCAGCUGACAACGGGUGCAUUUUCGUAGUUCCGGGAUCACACAAGGACAAUAUCCUCCAUAAGGAAGAGUGCUUACCGGGUUUCGUGGACCAACUAUUCUUUACAAUACCGGAUGUGGAGAAAGUGGCUCCGAUGAACAAGAGGGUCAGUGUGGCUCCACUGGAGCCUGGUGACACCAUCUUCUUCAACUCACUACUGGUGCACGGUUCCUAUCCUAACCACUCUAACUGCUACCGAAAAGCUAUCACAAAUAUAUACGCGAGCGACGAAUGCCGUUACUUCGAUGUGAAAGGCACCCCACAGGAAGCCUUCGAGAAAGCGGUCAAUGAUAUGUUGCGAGGGCUGCACGGAUCAGAAAUGGGACACAUGGACCUGCAAGAUUUAACAAAAGGAAGGGCUAGACCAGUGCAUGUUUCAAAAUCUAGUAUAUAAACGAACAUUUUAAAUAAAGAAUGGAUAAAAUUAUUAAAUCAGAAAAAUCUUCGAAAAUAUGAUAUAAUAUUAUUAUUAAGAUUAUUGGUUACAUUUUUAUGUGAAUAUUCUUAGGUAAAUAGUUUUGUUAUAUCCUCAAUACCUCCAACAUUAUAAAAUAUACACAUAAUUGAAGUAUGUAUUUGUAACACUGAAUUAUUUGUUAUUUUAAUUAAUUAAUUAAAAAAAAGUAGUUUUAAUAAUUAUCCUAUAUAUUAAUUUGUUUACGAAUUUUACAAAAUGCUUUGCAAACCGUAAGUACUAAUUUCGUAUAAUAUCCUGUUCCAGUACAUAUACCCACGUUUGUUUGUUUACCGUGAGAAAUGUUAGGCCAUUGUUAAUAACUUCAUUAUUUGAAACUGGUUCAAUGACAAUUAAGUUCAAUUAUAAGAGCGCAGUUCAGCAGAUUCCGGCCUUCGUUAACCUGAACCGGUUUAUUAUUUAUCAAUUAAGGUAGGUACUCCUUGGAUAAACAUUGUUUAAUGAUAAUUAUGUAUCUAGCUUUGGGCCAUAGAAGUAAAUAAUGUUAAGUCGAACAAAAACCAAUGCAAAGUCGAACCAAUAUUCUCUCAAAGCAAUUAAGGUUAUUUUUGUGUUUUGUAAAAAUGAGACUUGUAUCGAUAAUAAGAGAUUUUGCUUGAGAGUCUAUAAUGUAUUAGUAUGAUAAUUUAUUUUGUUAUAACAAUGUAUUUGUUAUAGGCCAUUUGACAAGUUUUAGAAAACGUUCUCACGUUAUUUACUAAUGGAGUCCAUAAAAAAAAAUAUUUUUAAUUCUGUUUUGUAAGUCAGAAAAAAACUUAUUAAAAAAUUUAAUUUUCAAGUUGCCGCGAAAACGUUUCUCUGGAAAUUAUGGCGUCUCACUAGUAUGCGUGUGUGACGACACACGACUAUCAUUAAAACGUCAAACGAUUUUUUUUUUGUUCUGUGGCUGUUUCCGUUUCACACAGAAAUUUCGCCAAUAUCCCGUAGUGAGAGAGACACGGUAAGGGAGAGAUUGCUCGGUAAUUACCAGAUAAAAAAUAAUAUUUUAUCCGAAUAACCCUUCUUCCUUGAGCUUUUAUUAUUGUUCUUCUGAAAGCAUGCACGCAAAGACAACACAGGUUUAUAAUGUAAUGUCACUUUGACUAGCGUGUGACGUCAUAUUAGUCUUGGCCAAUCCCAGGCGUUUUCGAUCACGUGACCGUAGUUCUAUUUAAUAAUUUUAUAGAAAAGUUGUUAAUUAUUUGUUCUUUUAGAAUAGUAAAAUCGCUGCCAAUAUUCUUAUCAAAUACAGAUGCCAACAAUAGGGAUGAUGACUAUUUUUUUUCGUCGUUUAUCAGGUAGAUUAUCAAAAAGUAUUGGACACGAUUUUUUUCUUUUUUCACAUAAUAUAAACACUGCAGAGAUAUAUUGAUUUGAAAAGUCACAUGACGUCACGUUUUUGUACAAUUUUCACUUAAAAGUGACGUCACGAGCCCCUACUCCCAAACUUUGACGCGCUUUGACUUUGUCAUUUUUUGGUUGAUUGCCCAAAGAAAAAUACGUGUCCAUUAUUUUUUGAUCAUCUAACUGACGGACUAAAUAGAUCGUAAUCGUUUAGACUCGAAUAAACUAACGGGUACGGUAAGGUAAGGUAAGGUAAGGUGUAGUUAUACCCCUUUAGUGGGUGAGUUUUUGAAAAAUCUUAGCGCACGCCUAUAUAUAUAUUUCUGGAAAGUUGCAUGUAGAUCAUUUUUCGAAAAAAAUAAGGCCAUAAAGAAGUUUCACUUCUUACGUGUGUACACUAGUACACGCACACAUUUUUUUUUUUCAAUACAAUGUUUCAAUACCUCGUGUUACAAUACUAUACCUGAAAAAAAAUCCAAAUUGUAUUUAAAUUUUACGGUUAGAAAAUAAACAAAGAGUGAUUAUAUUCAAAAUAAUUGUAUUUAUUUAUAUUCAAUGUCAAAUUAAACACAUUAAAAUGUUAAAUAGAAUCACCUUCAUUUGGACGGAUUAGGUUAAACAAAAAUAAAAUUAUACCGCUUUAUAUACAUGGAUUUGGUGUGUUUUUAUACAAUAUAAUAAACUUACUUAAUUACCUAUCUAAGCUACAAAUUUUCGUAAAUUUAAAUGAAAUCUAUGUAAAUGGAAGUAAAUCAUGAUAAUGGCAAAAUAUUCGUUUUAAUCAACCCCCAUUCCGAUUUAAUAUAUUUAUGUAUUAUAUAUAACUAUUAUUUAUUCCAAUAAAAAAUCUUCAAUAUUUUCUGCAAGUACUGUUUUAUAACAAAAGUAAUAAGUGAUAUAUGAAUACUAUAGUUUUAGUACUUAUUUCAAUAUCUAUAUCUCGACACUAAUAAAAUAAUACUAAUAAUAAAUAAUAGCGGAAUACAAGCCAAGUAAAAUACCUUAUUGUCUCGAAUAUUGAAAAUGGGUCGUUUUCUUUGUAAAUUUCGAGUAUUUCAGUACCAUCGCUGACAAUUAUCUACUAAAAUGUUAUAUUUUAUUAAAACAUAAUACUUAUUAGAAAUAAGUUUUUUUAUGUAGAACCUCGAAUGCUACGUCAAGGUAUAAAUAAACAGAGAUGUGACAUUUUAAAAAUAACAGUAUUUGAAAUACGGAAUACCUAUUUCCAUUUUGUAUUUAAAUACUUUUUUUAGAAAAGUAUUCUCUAUUUUAUUUGAAAUAUUCAUUUUAAAUAAGUUUAGUCAACAGCAAUACCAAUUUAAUGCGAUUUUUUCUCACAUGACAUUCAACUUUUUUUUUCGAGCCACUAAGAAUAUAAAAAACACCAGUAAAAUAAUCACAAUUUAUAACCAAAGGUAUUUUAUUCUAUUAAAGUAUUUUGUAUUUAGUAUUUUACAUAUAAAAAGAAAAACUAUUUUGUAUUUGAAAUAAAAAAAUAUCAAGGUAUUUACAUUUUGUAAUUAAAUACUUUUUAUAAUGUAUUUUGCACAUCUCUGUUAAUUAGUACCUACUUAAUAUUUUCUUAAAACCUUUUUUAUGUUUAUCAGCUUGACAAACACAUACUUAUAAUAAAUCAUUUAUCGUCAUCAUCAUAAAGUUAAAAUAAUAUCUAAACAGAAUACUUAUUACAAUCUCUUUCACAUAUAAUGUAGAUAAACAUAGUUUAUUGUACAAUUUCUAUAUUUUGUUAUCGAUUCCUUUUAUCAAUAUUAAAUAUAAAAUUACAAAUAAUAAAUAUUUAUAGUACCCAUAGAUAAAAUUACAUAAAACAAAAGAAGUCUUAUUAGAGUUACCUACAUGUGCUGACUCGAUUUUCGAGAGUCUUUGCUUCAAAAUUUAUUGUAACUUGAACAUUGAGCAAAUGGAUCUCAAUUCUAUAACAACUAGCUCUCAAAUAAUGGAUAAGGUAUUAAAAAAUAGUGGGUAUAACGAAAAUAAUGAGCAUUUUGGUAUUGGGAAAAAAAAUACUGGUUAUUCUAAAAACUAACUUUGUUUUCAGGCUUACAUGACCCCAUAUUUUUUUCAAUACUUUAAGUACUUAUAAAAAAAUAAUCCAUAAUGAUUUGUAAGAAGUAAAGAAAAGGUCGUAAACAAGGUAUUACCUUAUAAUCCUAACUUAGGUGACAGAAAAUAAAUGUUAAGUUUAAAAUUAGUACCCAUUAAUGAACUUAAACUAAGUACCAUACCUAAGAUUUUGUUCAUUCGACAGAGAAUUAUAAAAAAAAAUUAAAUACAGAAUAUUUUUGUACAGUUGGCCUUCGCUCCUGCGAUAAUUGCUGGCCAUAUUAGAUCAUAAAGAUCUAUUAUUUCUAUAUAAUUUAUCAAGUCAUAUAAUUAUUGCUAUUGUUUAUUGAAUUAUUAAAUCUAAACCUAACACAAAUGUGCAAUACAUUUAAGUAAAAUAUAAACCUAUUUACAUCGAUAGUGUGUAGUGUAAAUUAUUUAAUAUUAUUAAUUAAUCGUGAAAAUAAUAACUUAUUUUAAAACUGUGACACGAGACUAGAUCUGUUUGGAAAUAAUAAAACUAAAAAAACGUACAUUAUGAUUAUAAUGUUACUGCGUAAUGUGUCUGCUCUUAUGAAAUAAUAAUUGUUCGGUGCUCAAAAAUAAUCAUAAUUAAUUAACUUGGUAACUUAUUUUUUUUAAUAAUAAUUUACUCUGCGUAGUCUCCAUCAAAAAUCUGUAAUAAAAAAAGGAAAAAACAUUAGGUUACUAUAAACCGAUAAUUGAAAUCGAUUCGAACAUCCCGUUUAAAGAAAUAAGGAUUCUAAUAUGCGAAUGUUUUUAUUUAAUUUAAGGACUUUUACACCGAGUACUCCAGUUCCAUUAUGCCCUAAACUUAUUACACCAAACCGAGUGGUUUUAAUCAAAUUAAAAUGUAAAUAUUUUUUGAUUAUACCCGAAAUAAUAUUUGAUUAUUAAUCAUCUUUUGGCACAUUAAAUAAAUGCCUAAAUAUUAAACAUUUUAAUUAUUGCAACACAUUGAAUAAAGCAAGUUAGGACGAUCAAGCACAUUUUUAGAUCUCUCUUGCUCAUUAUUAACAAACACCUCAUUAUACUUGCUCUUAGCUACAUGGCAUUUGUGCUUGCCAAAUUUCAUAUCUACAAAUAUGUUAAAUGCCGCCUAAAAUAAGGGUAUCUUUUAGGAAUAUUGACUUUUAAUUUAAUUUGUUCACUGCUCCAAAAGGGAUUGAACAACUGAAUGUUUCAUAUUAAUUUAAACAGGAUAAUAUUUGAAAAUGGAUGUCGUCUCGACUCUACAGUCGGGCAUAGACAAAGUCGCCCACCUUAUAAGAAUUUAGUUAUUUGCUCUCAAAGUACGGAACCCCAGGGCGAUAGUUAUAAUCAGUAUGUGAAAAAAAAACAAAUUAUUGAAUGCUAAGUUAACCUGCAUUAAGUUAAGUUAAGUUUCCUUUACUACUGACUAAAAAAACAUACAAAUAAGCCUUGCGCGGUUGGCAGACCAUCAGAGGUGCAAUACCCAGUCAGAUGAAAUACAUUAUUUUAAUUUAUUCUCCUUGCGCAGAGAUUUAACUCCAAUAAAAGCGUACGGGUCAAGUGUCCAAAAAUGUUUUAGUAAAAUCCAGUUAAGUGUGUGCAAGAAUAAUUUUGUUAAUAAUGCCAUUCGUUCUAAUUACAUUUUAGUAAGUUAAAACUACAAGCCAAGUGCAAAUUAAAUAAUUGAAAGCAAGCAAUGUUUGAAAGUCCCUUACAAAAUGCUCAUUAUGUAAGCCAUGAAAAUUUCGUUUGCAAAUACAUGCAACUUGAUUUGCCCUCGUUUCAUAAAAAAAAUUGUUUAAUUGCUUUUAGAUAUAAAUAGUUACAUUUGGUAUAACUUUCAUUUGCAAUUUGUAUAACAAUAUCUUGUUGCAUGAAAUUGUAAAAGAAAAUUUCACUCUACAAACUAAGUUAAGACUAACUACAUACAUUCAAGUACAUAUUCAGAUAAUAUUUAAUGCUACAUUAAUCGGAAUCAGAUAAUAAUUAUUAUGUCACCAUAAUAUAAAAAGCACUUUAAUCGCAAGCUAGUAACAUGGCAAAACUCCUUUCAGCGCAGUGAAAGAGACAGAGAUAUAACGCUAUCCCAUUUCAACAAGCUGACUGGCUUACUUUUGCAUCGGGUUAACAAUAACUCGAACAUGCAAAAUUUAAAAUCAUUCAAUUUUAUGUUUAGUGCAAAAUUAGCUAAUUAAAUAUAUGUUUGUUACGAAUAUCUUGUCAUUACCACAAUUACUUAAUCCUGAGAACCCUCUACACUAUAGUUAAAAUUUAAUUAAAUAAAAAAUACUCUAAUAGAAUAGUCGAACUGGCGAUUUGCUAAUAUAUCUAUUAAUUCUAAAGCUUUUUCCAAAUUAUAUAACUCUUAUAGUAAUAGCAACGUUUCAACGUUAUUUCUCGUAAAAUGUCUCUUAUUGCAGAGACAUUAAGUUCAUAACAUAGGUGAUGGAUCAUGUUUAUUAAAUUAAUUAAAUAAAAAUUCUCUUUAUUAUCAAUAUAACCUGGACAUCUUCAAGGCCAGAGUGAACAGGCAUCUUCUAGGCAAGCGUGUACCAUCCUAGGCCUCAUCAUCGCUUUCCAUCAGGUGAGAUUGUGGUCAAACGCAUUGCGUAUUUUGCAUAAAAAAAAAAGUAGAAAAAAACUGAAAACGUUAAAAAAGAUAAUAUAUAGUUAAAUAAACGCUCUGUGGUUUUAUAUUCUAGCAUUUUAAAUUAGCACCUUGAAGUCAAUUUUAUUAACGAAUUAUGGCUUACAUACCUAAGGUCAUUUUAAUCUAUGAUAUUAUUCACAUAAAAAAAAUAUAAUGAACCACAAUACACCGCAUAUUAUUCUAACUACUGCUACAUUGUGCUUUAAAACAUAACACAAAAUGGUUCUUCUGUCUUUCCCAUGACCUGUAAAAAUUGUAGCUCGUAGCAAAUCAUACGCUAAAGGGUUAAUACCUACAAAUAACUUAGUUUAAAAAGCAUAAUAUGUUAAUUGUGAUAUAAUUUUCCAUUUAAUUAACAUGUACACUCCGGGACAACAAAAUCGAACCACUACGGGUAACACGUUUUUGAAAUGUAGGUAAUCUAAGAGAGCACUCUGAAUUACGUAUAUAAUCAUAUAAUCAUCAUAAUCAUACUCCACUUUCGUAAAUACAAUAAAGUUUAAGUCAGGCUGACUGCAAUUAAGCAACUCUUAUCAUCUCUUAAGAUAAUGUCAUUGUUACAUUACAAGAGUGGUCCGAUUUUUAUGUCCCAAGGUGUAUCAUUAUUUUUUCCUGUUUAAUUUAAUUCUUUUGGUCCACCUAGUAAUAUUUUAUUUUAAAUUCAGUGGGUGGGAGACCCACUUACUUGUCCAUAUUAUUUUUACUGUCACUUGAGUUGGUAUCCCUUGUCCCUAUUAUUUUUAUUUUCAAUUUUGUUGGUCCCUCUUGACCCUAUUACUAUUAUUUCCAUUUUGUUGAUCCCACUUGUUCCUAUUAUUUUUAUUUUCUUUAAUCCCUCUUGUCCCUUUUAUUACUAUUAUUUCCAUUCAGUUGAUCCCACUUGUCCCUAUUAUUUUUAUUACCAAUUUCGUUGAUCCCUCUUGUCCCUAUACUAGCAUUUCCAUUCUAUUGGUCCCCUUUGUCCUUGCCUCUAUAGUCGACGUAGACCCUGACUACUUCAGCUUCCUGUUUCCUUUGCCACGCCAUAAAGUAGACGUCGGGCUGCGUGCCCUUUUUAAAUUUUAAGUAUUACACUAAAAUAUUUUUAAGAUGUAAGUAAACUUUACUAGAAACAAUAUUUGCUUUUGAGUAAAUUCAUGAUGCGAACAAUGAGCAAUAAGACAUCUUCCCUUAAGAUAAUGUUAUUGUUACGAUAAGACUGGUCUGAUUGUUAUGUUUCAAAUCGUUUGUUUUUUCGUUUCUGUAGUGUAUUAUUAUUAUUAUUUUCAAUUCUGUUAUUCCCUCUUGUCCCUAUUACUAUUAUUUCCAUUCUGUUGGUCCCCCUUGUCCUUGUCCCUAUAGUCGACGUAGACCCUGACUACUUCACCUUCGUAUUUUCGCUGCGACGGCAUGAAGUAAAAGUCUGGCUGCGCGGGUUGAUCGCCUCGUCGCGGAAGCGAGUACGCGGCGCGAUCGCCUCUAGCAGAAUACAUUGGCCUGUAGGACGCUGCAGUGACCUAGUAUGGUUAUAGUACUGCGGGGGCGGGUUGUGUCUUGGUGUUGAGCGUCCGUUGGUGUUGUUCCCGUUGGCCGCCAUCUUGUGUCCGACCGGCGCCAUCUUGUGGCCGUUGGUGGGCGUCU